AUGGCGGCAGCACCCGUCGUUGUUGAACCGGCCAGGCUCGAAGACGCCCCCGCCAUCGCCGAAAUUUUCUUCAAGUCCUUUAAGAGUGACUUCUUUCAGGCCUUGUUCCCCCAAAACGAAUACGGCCGGGCCUACAUAACCGACGCCUACAAGCAGUUCAUGCUCUCCAAGGAGCACGGCUCCCAAGAAGGUCAAGUUGCCGUUGUCAGGAACGAGAAAGCCACCACCCUUAUCUGGAUCAUCCGCCCCGAGGACAACGGAACCUGGUCGUGGCGAAAGCGAUGGCCGUCCGCUAAUGCAGGGCAAAAAGACGAGCUGCUUGAUGAGUUCUUCUCCGACAUGGCGUCUCAGCACGACCGUGUCAUGGGCAAGGACCCUCACGUUUACUUUGAGCUGAUUUUCACCGACCCGGCCUACCUUCGCCGGGGCUAUGCGAAAGCCCUUCUCCAACAAGGAACGGAAAUUGCCGACAAGCUGGGCUACCCAAUGUAUCUCGAUGCCGAGCAGUACAUCUUGGACCUUUACUCAUCAGCAGGCUUCUUGACCAAGACUGAAGUCGGACAAUCGUCACAGAUGAUUCCCAUGAUGAGGCCAGCCAGGGGCUAA
Colletotrichum tamarilloi is the source of this 606-nucleotide messenger RNA. RefSeq lists its product as uncharacterized. The transcript is spliced from 3 exons. The coding region runs from base 1 to 606 and encodes 201 amino acids. Lineage: Eukaryota; Fungi; Ascomycota; Sordariomycetes; Glomerellales; Glomerellaceae. The record is from RefSeq and is a predicted model, not a curated record. Gene Ontology annotation, molecular function: acyltransferase activity, transferring groups other than amino-acyl groups.